This is a messenger RNA of Drosophila ficusphila, 1576 nucleotides long. RefSeq names its product fatty acyl-CoA reductase wat. Lineage: Eukaryota; Metazoa; Arthropoda; Insecta; Diptera; Drosophilidae. Gene Ontology annotation, biological process: long-chain fatty-acyl-CoA metabolic process. The record is from RefSeq and is a predicted model, not a curated record. Gene Ontology annotation, molecular function: alcohol-forming very long-chain fatty acyl-CoA reductase (NADP+) activity. Gene Ontology annotation, cellular component: peroxisome.
UAAAUAGAAAGCAUCGGAGGAACUUCUCCAUAUUGACACCGGCAAUUCCAGGAUCAAGCAAAAUGGAUAGCGGCAUCCAAGGAUUUUAUAAAGACAAGGUGGUAUUUUUAACAGGCGCCACAGGAUUCUUAGGAAAAGUGAUAAUUGAAAAACUUUUGCGAACUACGGAGGUAAAACGUAUAUACGCGAUGGUUAGACCAAAAAGGGGUCAUGAUAUUCAGCAGCGCAUGGAGAUAUGGCAAAAGGAUCCGCUCUUUGAAGUCCUUUUAAAGUUAAAGCCCAAGGCAUUGCAAAGGAUAUCCACAAUUUCGGGAGACUGUCUGGAAUCCGAUCUAGGCAUUAGUGAAAUGGAUCGAAGACUUUUGGCUUCUGAAGUACAAAUAGUCAUCCAUGGAGCAGCCACCGUGAGAUUCAAUGAGCCUCUUCAUGUGGCACUUGCCAUAAAUACUCGUGCCACACGACUGAUGCUCCAAUUGGCCAAGGAGAUGACAAAUCUUGAGGCAUUCUUGCACAUCUCCACUGCGUUCUCAAACUGUGUAAUCUUUCGGAUCGAGGAGAAGUUCUAUCCCGAACACCUCUCCUGCGAUUCGCAAAAGGUCCUGGCCUUGAGUGAACUACUAAACGAUAAAAUGCUGGAAAGUGUAGCGCCCACUCUGCAAGGAUCCUUCCCCAACACUUAUACCUACACAAAAGCCCUGGCGGAGGAUGUGAUCCUACGGGAAUCGGGGGACCUUCCUAUAAGCAUCUUUCGACCAGCAGUUAUAAUUGCCACCCACAAAGAACCGGUUGUCGGUUGGAUUGACAAUCUGUACGGACCAAUUGGCCUGAUUUAUGGAGUGGCCCAUGGAGUCCUGCGCCUGACCACCUGCAAGAAAGAGGGCUACACCAGCUUCGUGCCCGUGGACUACUGUGCCAAUGUGGCGUUGGCUAGUAUAUGGCAAACAGCCAGGGAUAAAACCCCAAGAAACCCAAGGAAACAGCCCAGCAUUUACACUUUAGCUCCCAGUGAGCGGAAUCUGAUGAGCAAUUUGGAAUUUUACAACCACACCCUCUGUUGUCGGGAGGAGUUUCCGCUGACCAAGAUGAUAUGGUACCCCUUCCUGCACUGCAUUUCCAUUCCGUGGCUCUUUCCGGUAGCCGCGUUCUUCUAUCACACGCUUCCCGGGUUUCUUUUCGAUCUGGUACUCAGGAUCACGGGCAGGAAGCCGCGUCUGGUGAAGCUCUACAGGAAUAUCCAUGCCAGCAUUACCCUUCUGCAUCACUUUUCGCGAAACAGUUGGUUCUUUAAGACCAAGAACACUGAUCAUUUGAGGUCUCUGAUGUCCCCGGAGGAGCGGAUCAUGUACAACUUCGAUAUGGAGGCGCUGGACUGGAGGAAGUACUUCCAGAAGGCCCUGUUUGGCAUGCGGCUUUACCUUGCCAAGGAGCCUCCAACUAAGGAAUCCGUUGAUCAGGGUCGAAAGCUCUUGCAGAGGUUGAAAAUCUUGCACUACAGUUUCAUAACUACACUGUGGAUUAUUGCUGGAAUCAUUGUAUGGACCCUUAUCAAAUUAGUAAUUUUUUAAGGCAAUAAAUU